UAUCCGAGUUUCUGCAAACGAGUGACAGACAACAACUUAGAUUUCUUGUUGCCUCUUGCUCGAGAAUAUCAAAUGACAGUACUCACACAAAAAUGUGAAGAUUAUCUUCUGUGGGGAAUGGAAAAGAAGAACGAAAUCAGCUCCAUUAUGGAAACCCUAAUCGUCGCCCAAAAUUUUUCCUUUGAAAGACUGAAAACUGAUUGCAUCAAGAAAACGCAAAAUCUUUCCACGGAAGAUAUAAAGAGCCACGAGUUGUACGAUCAAAUCGAGCCUCUUUCUCAGAGGAGGAUGGUUGAAUUGCAAAUGGAUAACAUGGAGAAAAAGCUCAGUGAAGCUAAAGCCGAGCUAGAGAAAUCCAACGCGGAGAUUUCAAAGUUACAAGGAAAGAUUAAAGAGAUGAAAAAAUUGGCUUCCGAAGGUUUGGAGUUCGUCGGAUCAAUUGCUACCUACCUUGGAAAUCACAUUCGUCACGCCAUGCAAAUGAAUUCGAGGUUUCAAGACUUUGCGAUGACCACGGAGCAACAUUUGAAAACCAUUCAGAACGACACCAACAGUCGUGCUACAUUCAACGGUCGGGAUAAAGUUUGUCUAUCGUUAAAUGGGACAUAUUCUCCUCUAGUAAAUCUCCACUAUAAGCUUUUGGCAAUUACAAAAGAGUUUAAAUAGAUGCUAAGAAAAAUAUCUAUGUUUAAAUAUUUCGUCGAUAAAUUUGGCAUAUCUUGUUAGGGCGUUUCUGCUACUACUAAGUAACGUAAAUUGUAUUUCCAGACGUCAGUUCAAAGCAAGAUUGGAAUUAUUUGAGAUUCCACUGAAGUAGCUGCUUGCAGAUUCAUGAUACAGGUCUUUUUAGAGAGCAAGAAGUUUACUCCAUCCCGUUAUUAAAUAUAGCAAGUCUUGUUAUCGUGUCGAUCUCUGUCACUGCUUAGUAAGCUAAAUUGUGUUUUUGAGCAAGAGUGGAAUCAUUGAGGUCUUGGCUCGAGUUCCAGAUGCAGAUUUCAAUAUCUAGUUUUAUGUUCCUAUUGUUGGUAACAACAGGGUUGACUGUAAGCUUUCAGGAGUCUUAUUGACAUAAUGUGGUAAAUUACUUCACUAUUUAACAAUACACGGAAAACAAUCGUUCUUCAUUACCUCUAUCAUAAAAAAGCGUGUGCAUCAUUGAACAAACCUCUGCUAUAACUGGCAGCUGUAUGUGACUUCCAAUGAUUAGAAAAUAAUGAUAAUAGAAUUAUCACACUUAACAAAACCAAAAAACACUGCUAUUGCAAUACUGAGGUCAUCUGCUGAAGCGAAAGGCCAAGGCAGAUAACACAGUCAUGAGGUUUGAUAAUUCAUGAUAUCAAGCAAAAACCAGAUUCGAUAAUUGUUCUAUAAUAGAUUUUUUAAAAACGUUCAGCCAUAUUGAGUUCUCUAUAAGUUUAAUUCACAAAAGUUUGAGAACUCUACACGGACAAGGGGCAUGAAAACUUAGGAGACAUUGAACUCUACAUGAUAAACAUAAUAUUCGCAGCAGAUACUGGAUUAUCGAUCAUGUCCACUUCACACAUUAUUGUAUAUUGAUUGAAUGUUCUCGACCGAUCGGAUUUUUUU
Molecule: messenger RNA, 1587 nt
Organism: Pocillopora damicornis (cauliflower coral)
Lineage: Eukaryota; Metazoa; Cnidaria; Anthozoa; Scleractinia; Pocilloporidae
Molecular function (GO): protein binding
Source: RefSeq, a predicted model, not a curated record